AUGGCGGAGCGGAGGAUCGGCGUGGCGAUGGACUUCUCGGCGAGCAGCAAGAAGGCGCUGCGGUGGGCGGCCGACAACCUGGUCCGCAAGGGCGACACCCUCGUGCUCCUCCACAUCCGGCACCACGGCCGCGACGAGGCGAAGAACGUUCUCUGGUCCCACACCGGAUCACCAUUGAUCCCGCUGGAGGAGCUCAUGGAGCCGGCGGUAAGGCAGCGCUACGACAUGCCGGAGGACCUCGAAGUGUUCGACAUGCUCAACGGUGUCGCCCGACAGAAGGAGCUGUGCGUGGUGGUGAAGAUGUAUUGGGGCGACCCGAGGGAGAAGGUGUGCGACGCGGUGGGGGAGCUCAAUCUAGAGUCGCUUGUCAUGGGCAGCCGUGGCCUCGGCCAGAUCCAAAGGAUUCUGCUGGGAAGUGUGACGAACUACGUUCUGUCGAAUGCAUCAUGCCCUGUGACGGUCGUCAAGUCAAAGUAG
Molecule: messenger RNA, 477 nt
Organism: Phragmites australis (common reed)
Lineage: Eukaryota; Viridiplantae; Streptophyta; Magnoliopsida; Poales; Poaceae
Product: universal stress protein PHOS32-like
Exons: 4
Coding region: 1-477 (158 amino acids)
Source: RefSeq, a predicted model, not a curated record